AUGUCUGUGUCAGGCUCCGCCCCACCGCCGAAGCUUGGCAUCACAUCGCCUUCGUCGCGGAGCAGCAGUAUUGCGGUUUUGGACCCACGCGAGAAGGAGGGAAGCGUGACGACCAGCCAAGAAGCAAAUGCGCAUGCCUCAACAUCUCAGCAUGGACUUGAUGCAUCAGCCGGUGCGGACCAGCCCAUGUCGGAUGGCCCGAUCCGUGCCUAUGCCAAGUUGGAAUUUCCCGGUUUCUCCUACUACAUUCAAACCUUAGAAGUGACCAUUGGCCGUCGUCCCCAAGCUCCCACCCAUGCAAUGCCGUCGUGGAAUACCAAGAAGGAUGUGGACGUUGACCUUGGACCUCUCAAAUCUAUAUCACGUUUGCACGCGCGCAUCUUUUACUCUGUGCAGCCCGAGUAUUACCGGGCUAACAUGCGACUCACCCCCGGCUUGCCUUCGCUGCCCUCCUCGAACGAUCCAUCAAAACAAGACAGUGUACCGAGCCACACUUCAUCCUCCGGCGCACAGGAUACCACAACAAGUGCGAAAGAGGAAGGCCGUUUCAUGCUCGAAGUGCUUGGACGCAAUGGUGCAUUUGUCGAUGAUGUUUGGGUGAGCAUGAAUGGAGUUGUGCCUCUGGGACGGCGGACAAAGAUUCAGAUUGCAGAGCGUGUAUUUUACUUUGUCUUACCGCCGCCACCCUCCGUGUCUACCGGUGAGGAGGGACUCGACUCCGAGGAGGAAGUGUCUGUUGCGUCGUCGUCCGAACUGUCAGAGCCUGACAUGGAGAUCCCUGAGGCGACCAAGACACCUGCCCCCAAGUUUGUUUUGAAACCGCGUGUCAAAUUGACAAAGAGCCCUAUGAAACGCUCCCAUUCUGAAACGGCCUCUACCGCUUCCCCGGCGGAUGGCCCACCAGAGAGUGUGUCGGAUGCCAAGCGUCGUCGAGCUAAUGAGGCACAAGAUGCGGGAACGUCUACGGGCAGUAAGGCAAAGUCCAAGGGCGGGAAGGGCGCAAGCAAAUCCAUCAAGCCUGAAUCUAACGAUGCUGUUCAAGAGCUGGGCUCUGAGGAUGAUGACACGCCUAUGGCGGAGAGUGCCACCAGCUCCAAUGGGUCAUUGUCCACCCUCGCCGUGGCUGCCAAUGUGAUGGGAUCUAUGCCCGCUUUCCAGAAGCCUGACUUGUCGAAUGUGCAGCUCAUUACCAAUGCGCUUUCGUCCGAGUCUUGUGCCAAGAAGGGACACAAGUUUACUUUGCAAGAAGUGUAUGAAUGGCUGCAAAAUACCUACCCAUGGUUCAGUCAGAAUGGUCGUAAGACAGGACGUGAUUGGCAAAGCUCGAUUCGGCAUACGAUCGGCACGAGUCGUGAGUUUUGCAAGAUUCCUCGGCGUCCCGACGAGCCUGGCAAAGGUAUUUUCUAUACGUUGAGCACCAGCGACUUGGCCAAGUCGCAGGAAGCGUCGAAAUAUGAUUCCACAUCGGCCAAGGCGGCCGACGAUACCUCCGUUUCCCUCCAAGACACGAAGCGUGUUGGAAGUGCUAACGUUGCUAUGAGUGCGAGUACGCCCGUUGUCCCGGCGUCCUUGUCGAAACCAGCCACUUCGUCUUCGACCACAUCAGCGACCCCUGCGGCACCUGAGGCCAAACCUGCCAUGCCUCGUAUUCCCCUUGUGGUGGGCAUUCCACCGAACGCUGAGCGGCAGCAAGCGGCUGCCAAAGGGAAAGGCACCCCAGGCUCGAUCGAGUCCCUAUUGGAAACUCCUCCCAUUGCCCAUCAUCAAGGCAAACUUUAUCUUAGCCCUACUGUCUUUGGCCACCUAACCAGCGAUCAAUUGAAGCACAUUGAGGGUUUGGGCGCUCAACAAGCCUUACAGGUGCUACAAACGUAUCUUGUCACGCACCUCAAAGAGAAGCUCAAAAAGACUGCUACGUCCAAAGGGCCUGGACCCACGGCUUCGUCGGAGACGAAGGCGACCGCCGCCGUGGCAGCAGCAGCAGCAGCAACGAGUAGUGUUGUACCGCCUUUGAGCACCACACCUUCGUCAAGCACCAGCAGUGCAUCCACUUUGGGAACCACGCCUAAACCUCCCGUGCUUUCUUCAUCCUCUCUUUCGGCCUACGAUCAACGGCUGGAAGCGCCUACAGUGCCUCGCAUACCUGUUACAUUGCCUAGCGAUACUGCAUCCAAUUCCAUGUCAUCGCAGUCAGCGCCCAAGGUGACGUCAUCGUCCUCUACGGCGCCUGAGGCACGAACGGCGUCGCCCUCUGUUCCAAGUAUACCCCCCAAUACCGCCUCCUCUUCUGCUGGUCCUGGCAAAGCAGCAGAUAAGAGUGAUGAUCCACUCGCUGCCCUCUCUGCCUUAGCAGCGCACCCCGAAGCUGCAGGUCUCAUUGCUUUGUUGAAGAAGCAGCAGGCUGGUGGAAGUGGUACUGUGAAGCUGACGCCAGGGCAGCUGGAGCUAUUGCAAUUGGCGAAUCGACUUGCAAUGCAGCGCAAGAAGAAGAAGGCAACAACAUCAACCUCUCCUGUUCCACCUUCCCCUUCGUCCCAAGAGUCGAAACCCAAGCCAUCGCCUUCGUCGUAA
Messenger RNA from Malassezia pachydermatis, 2571 nucleotides. Its product is annotated as fork head transcription factor fhl1. Gene Ontology annotation, molecular function: DNA-binding transcription factor activity; sequence-specific DNA binding; protein binding. The coding region runs from base 1 to 2571 and encodes 856 amino acids. The transcript has a single exon. The record is from RefSeq and is a predicted model, not a curated record. Gene Ontology annotation, biological process: regulation of ribosomal protein gene transcription by RNA polymerase II. Lineage: Eukaryota; Fungi; Basidiomycota; Malasseziomycetes; Malasseziales; Malasseziaceae. Gene Ontology annotation, cellular component: nucleus.